Messenger RNA from Coniosporium apollinis CBS 100218, 1218 nucleotides. RefSeq lists its product as uncharacterized. Gene Ontology annotation, cellular component: mitochondrion. Bases 1 to 1218 code for a protein of 405 amino acids. Gene Ontology annotation, molecular function: [acyl-carrier-protein] S-malonyltransferase activity. The transcript has 2 exons. Gene Ontology annotation, biological process: fatty acid biosynthetic process. Lineage: Eukaryota; Fungi; Ascomycota; Dothideomycetes. The record is from RefSeq and is a predicted model, not a curated record.
AUGAUCAAGACCAGCUCCCGGCCUCUCCGGCUGCGUGCGAAACACCCCAGCCAACAGCUCCCCAGCCUGCAGCUUCCCCACACACCCAGGCAGCUACGCUGGUAUGCCCAACCUAAGACGAGGCCUCCGACAGCCAUCUUCUUCCCAGGCCAAGGCGUCCAACGCGUCGGCAUGAUCCAGCCCUGGCUCGAAGCCUUCCCCUCAACCGUGAAACCCAUCCUCUCCGAGAUCGACGAGAUAGUCAAAUAUCCGCUCACCAAAGUGAUCGCCGAAGGUACCAAUGCCGAACUCACCGCAACCGAGAACGCCCAGCCGGCCAUCAUGGCCACAUCAAUAGUGAUCUUGGCCGUCCUGGAGAAGGACUUCGGAUUCAAGGUUGACGAGAGAGUGGAUUACACGCUCGGCCACUCGCUCGGGGAGUUCGCGGCCCUCGUGGCCGGCGGAUACCUCCAAUUCGCCGAUGGUCUGAAACUCGUCCGGAGGAGGGCGGAGGUCAUGGCCCGCGUGUCGCACGAAGCGAGCCGCGAAAUCGGCGGCGAGGUCGGCAUGGUAGCGCUCGUUGCUUCGGACGAGACUAGCAUGAACACGCUCAUUCACGAUAUACACGAUUUCCUCGGUCACGGGUCGGCGGGCUCGAAGCAGGACUCUGCACAUCACGUGCCGCCUGUCGAGCAGGUACUCAUCGCGAACAUCAACAGCAAGAAUCAAAUCGUGCUGAGCGGGAGCAUCGAGAAGAUCAAGGAUCUGCUGACGCAUUUGAGGCAAUUCGGUGGGCAUGAUCCGAGGCAUGUCCGGCUGAAGAGUGACAGUCCGUUCCACAGCCCGUUGAUGAAGCCGGCGGAAGAUCUUAUGAAGAAGAUGCUGCAUACGCCGGGCAAGGACGGAAAAGACAUAGUCACCUUUCCCGGAACAAUCCCGUGUGUCUCGAACGUCACUGCCGUUCCCUUCAAAUCGAAGGAGCAGCUAAAAGAUCUUCUUGCAAGGCAGGCCACAGCGACGGUAAGGUGGUGGGAUUCGGUCAGGUACCUGCAUCAAGAACAGAAAGUGAGGAGGUGGAUCGGUAUCGGUCCUGGAAAGGUCGGUAGGAACUUGGUGGGUAAAGAGGUGGGAAUGAAGGGGGCAGGAAAGGGAGGCGGUGUAUGGGGCGUCACAGAUCCAAAGGACAUCGAGGAGAUCCUGCGAGCACUCGAGGAGACUGAAGGGGCGCAAAUCGAGUGA